Molecule: messenger RNA, 1321 nt
Organism: Elaeis guineensis (African oil palm)
Lineage: Eukaryota; Viridiplantae; Streptophyta; Magnoliopsida; Arecales; Arecaceae
Biological process (GO): translation
Cellular component (GO): ribosome
Molecular function (GO): rRNA binding; structural constituent of ribosome
Source: RefSeq, a predicted model, not a curated record
AACGAAAUGAUUACCGAGGUCCCCCGGUCGCCGCCCCGUCUCCUCUCGCUGCUGCCCACUUCGCUAUACCCUUUGCCCUCUCGCCGAAGCCCGAGCCCUCCUCCCGCCGUCUCGCCAAGGCCUUGAACACGGCCGAGCGCUACUUCCACUCCAGCGAGCACCUCGGAAAAAAAUUUGCUCUCGCUCCAAGCCGCAUCCACUGAUGCGACCGCCCACCGACACCUCCACCUUCGGACACCAAUCCUCCACUUCUCUCGUGCUCCUGCCACAAUCCUGGUAACGGAAGAGGGUAGGUGAACAGAAAAAGAGGGAGUCGGAGAAGAGGGGAAGAAUGAACAAGGACAAGAUAUUUAAGCUGGCCAAGGGCUUCAGGGGGAGGGCAAAGAACUGUAUAAGGAUAGCAAGGGAGAGGGUGGAGAAGGCCUUGCAGUACUCCUACAGGGACCGCCGCAACAAGAAGAGGGACAUGCGCUCCCUCUGGAUCGAGCGCAUCAACGCUGGCGCACGCCUGCAUGGGGUGAAUUAUGGUAAUUUUAUGCAUGGAUUGAUGAAGGAGAACAUCCAUCUGAACAGAAAAGUGCUAUCAGAGUUGUCAAUGCACGAGCCAUAUAGCUUUAAAGCACUGGUUGAUAUUUCUCGCAAGUCAUUUCCAGGAAACAAGGUCCCAAAGAAGGAAGGUCUAUCGACUAUUUUGUGAGCGUCUCUGUUUUUUGUGUGUUCUGCUGAAACUCUUGGUAUUCUUCUUUCAUCCGUCCAAAAACCACAACCAAGUAUUAUCUAAACUUGGUGAACGUCAUCGAUCUUGCUGUCUGCUAUUCUAGUUGAUGGAGGACCUAAAGUUGGAUGUGGUUUUCUUCAAGCCAGAGCCAUAUUUGUUUAUCAAGCGAAACUAGAAGUCAGAGUAGGAUCUAGUUUUUCAGGCUUCUUUUUGAUCUCCACUAUUCUCCAUUAUGAACUGUUUCAGUUCGCAGGCACCAGAGAUUACAUCUCUUGCAAUAUUGAUAAAUCAUCCAGUCAUGCUUUCCUUCCAAAAUUUGAAAUGGAUGUGUGUUUCUCCCUGUAUGCAGCUGCUCUUGUCGAAUUAUGUUUUACCAUAUAGGACUCCUAGAUGAUGGAAUUGGAAAUGCAAAAGUUGCUGCUGAUAUGAUAGCAUGCAGAUGGGUGCUGCUUAGCUGUUUCAACGCAUGUUUGUUCCAUGAUGGUCGAUGUCAGUGUACGUGGGUUCCUCACAUGAACUCUGCUGGGCCUCGUGUAACAUCUCUUGGCCUUGGUGUGGCAUUUGCUCAAAGUAUGUGCAUAUUUGCUGUAGGCCUGAGGUAAA